AUGGCAGCUUUGGGACCGGCAGCGGUGCUGGAGGCGCAUACGGCAGCAGCUACGGUCCCAACGGCGUCGGCGGCUAUGGUCCCGGUGGCGCCGGCUGCGGUCCCGGCGCAUACGGCCCUGGGAACGGUGCCGGCGGCGGCCUUGGGGGUGGGCUUGGGGGUGGCGCCGGCGAUGGGUUUGGCGGUGCUGGUGGUGCUUUUGGAGGUGGCCUUGGUGGCUUUGGAGGAGACGGUGGCUCCGGGAUUUACAAUGGAAGAUCCGCGGACGGCAGACAAGUGGUCAGCCAGCUCUACAUUCCUUUGGAGGGCCCAACCCUCCAGAAGAACCCUGCGACUGGCGAAUGGGAACCCGUCCAAUGAGCACGGCAAGGAUCUGGCACCUGAGUACCUAGACUUCAAGAGACAAGACUUCCAUGAGCCUUGCAAAGCCUCGAUGGCUCCUGCCCUGUGCUGGCACGGACUGCUGAACGGCAUCCGGACGAGCCUUAGGAAAAUUGCUUCUGCGCAUGACAAAAAGCUGCUCUUGCCGUGCUGGAACUUGGUGUAG
Cladocopium goreaui is the source of this 546-nucleotide messenger RNA. NCBI's taxonomy places the organism in Eukaryota, Dinophyceae, Suessiales, Symbiodiniaceae. The record is from the annotation of a GenBank genome assembly.